UACGUAUACAUACAUUAUUACAUAGCGUUAAGUGGAGUAUGGCUCUAUGUCCAUGGGCUUUAAUUGCAAGUGCAUUUUCGAAACUUUUUUCCGCGUAAUUUCAUAAGCAUAAGUAGUAUUAACGAUCAUAAAAAAUACGACGGGGAAGAAGCAUAGCAAAGAACGGAUGGAUCUGUCAAUACUAUUACUUACAACUUAUAUUAGUCAAUAUAACCUUAGAAAAUAUACGAUGAACAUAUAAAUUCUAUGCAAUAACCGAAAUAUAAUUCACAAAAUAUGGAUUUAAUUACAAAGGAUCAACAUCCAAAGACAGAAAAUGACUUUGUUUCAUCAAAGCACGAAUGGACUUGGGAUGAGAAACACUCAACCUCAAAAACAAUUAAAUUAUCAGACAAUAACUUAAAUAUUACGUUUCAUCCUGUAUAUAGCACUGGCACAGCUGUUGCAAGGGGUAACAAACCUUUAGAGAAAGGAAGACAUCAUUAUUGGGAGAUUUUAAUGAUAACGCAUAUCUAUGGCACUGACGUAAUGGUUGGUGUUGGAACUGCAAAUGCAGAGCUUCACAAUGCAAGUGAACAUUUUUGUGCCUUGCUCGGUCGAGAUAAAGAAUCUUGGGGUUUUUCGUACAAAGGAUAUUUACAACAUGAUGGUAAGAUGUGUAAAUAUGGGACAACCUUUGGUCAAGAUAACUUGGUAGGGAUACAUCUGGAUGCUUGGACUGGUACAUUACAAUUUUUUAUAAAUCGAAAGCCCUUGGGUGUGGCUUUUACGAAGUUGAACAACGUUACGCUUUACCCAUUGAUAAGCUCUACAAUGGCUCAAUGUGUAAUGAAAUUAACUUAUAGUUGCUCAAUACCGGUUUCUCUGGAAACUACUUGUCUCUCUGUUUUAUCGCCUUUACAAAAAGCACAUUUAGCAAAAACAGUUCCUAGUUUGCGUUAUCUUACUCAAAAUAUCUUUGCUGAUAUACUACAAAAAUCGAUCGAUUGCGAUAACGAAGAAGACAUUGAAUUUCCUGCAAAAUACAUUAUUUUAGAUGAGUAUGAUUAUGCCCUUAUAGGAGUUGGAAUAAAGAAGAAAAAACAUUUUUAAUAAUACUUAGGCCUGUGAUAAAAUAUGUUGGAAAACUU
Molecule: messenger RNA, 1130 nt
Organism: Wasmannia auropunctata (little fire ant)
Lineage: Eukaryota; Metazoa; Arthropoda; Insecta; Hymenoptera; Formicidae
Product: SPRY domain-containing SOCS box protein 3-like
Exons: 5
Coding region: 277-1092 (271 amino acids)
Biological process (GO): proteasome-mediated ubiquitin-dependent protein catabolic process
Cellular component (GO): SCF ubiquitin ligase complex
Molecular function (GO): protein binding
Source: RefSeq, a predicted model, not a curated record